AGAAAAAGGCAAUUCAUGAUUCCAGUCUCAAUCCAGCUGCCACCGAGACCACAACUUUACCGGUCUUUUUCUUUCCUCUAUAAGACAACGCCACCUUCUCCUCCAUUCUCUCCCAGGCUCGCCACCUCACCACCACCGGGUAUAACUGUAUUCACCUCAAGAAAAAGAAGACAAAGCAGCAUUCUACUUGAGGCCACUAAAGAAACCCAAGAACCAGUUAUCUUUUCAUCCGCUUCUGGGGCUUGUUUUGGUGACUAUAUAAAUAUGGCAUUUGUGAUUGAUAAGUUUAUUCUUGGGACUUUCUUUGCCUCUCUCUGCGGCUUUUUUCUUCUCUGCAUUUUGCGCCGAAACCGCCAGAACCUCGAGAACAAGCGGAAGUUUAAGGAAAAAGCUGUCUUCAAGACCCAAAAUGACAAUGUACGGACGCCAGAGGAUGGCUCUGGUCCUGACGUCAUCAUAGUCGGCGCUGGCGUCGCUGGUGCGGCCCUCGCUUGUACACUUGGCAAGGAUGGAAGACAAGUUCACAUGAUAGAAAGGGACUUAACAGAGCCUGACAGAAUCGUCGGUGAACUGCUCCAGCCUGGGGGAUAUCUAAAAUUAAUUGAAUUGGGACUUGAGGAUUGUGUGGAGGAAAUUGAUGCCCAGCGAGUUCUUGGUUAUGCUCUCUUCAAGAAUGGUAAAAAUACUAGGCUCUCCUACCCGUUGGAAAGUUUCCAUUCUAAUGUUGCUGGGAGGAGCUUCCAUAAUGGGCGUUUUAUUCAGAGGAUGAGAGAAAAAGCUGCUAGCAUUCCCAAUGUAAAGCUAGUCCAAGGAACAGUGACAUCCCUACUGGAAGAAAAUGGGACUAUUAGGGGUGUUCAAUACAAAACUAAGGAUGGUCAAGAACUUAGAGCUUAUGCCCCUCUUACAGUUAUAUGUGAUGGUUGCUUCUCAAAUCUGCGUCGCUCUCUAUGCAAUCCUAAGGUAGAUGUGCCCUCUUGUUUUGUGGGUUUAGUUUUGGAGAACUGUCAGCUUCCUUUUGCAAAUCAUGGACAUGUCAUCCUAGCAGAUCCUUCGCCAAUUUUGUUUUAUCCUAUUAGCAGCACAGAGGUUCGCUGUUUGGUUGAUAUACCAGGUCAAAAAGUACCUCCCAUUGCUAAUGGUGAAAUGGCCAAGUAUUUGAAGGAUGUGGUAGUACCACAGAUUCCACCAGAGCUUCAUGAUGCCUUCAUAUUUGCAAUAGAUAAAGGUAAUAUCAGGACCAUGCCAAAUAGAAGCAUGCCAGCUGAUCCCCAAACUACUCCUGGAGCACUUCUGAUGGGUGACGCAUUCAAUAUGCGUCAUCCAUUAACCGGUGGAGGGAUGACUGUGGCACUGUCUGAUAUUGUUGUACUCAGAGAUCUUCUAAAUCCAUUAUGUGAUCUUAAUGAUGCAGCUUCUCUAACCAAAUACCUUGAAUCUUUUUAUACGUUGCGCAAGCCUGUGGCAUCUACAAUAAAUACUCUGGCAGGAGCUUUGUACAAAGUAUUCUCUGCCUCCCCUGAUCAAGCAAGGAAGGAAAUGCGUCAAGCAUGCUUUGACUAUUUAAGCCUUGGAGGUAUAUUUUCAUCAGGACCUGUGGCUUUACUCUCUGGUCUAAACCCACGCCCACUCAGCUUAGUCCUUCAUUUCUUUGCUGUUGCAAUAUACGGUGUUAGUCGUCUGCUACUUCCAUUUCCUACACCCAAAGCCAUGUGGAUUGGAGUUCGAAUAAUUUCAAGUGCAUCAGGUAUUAUUUUCCCCAUUAUCAAAGCAGAAGGAGUGAGACAAAUGUUCUUCCCUGCAACUGUUCCUGCAAUAUACAGACAUCCUCCUGUGAAAGGUAAAUCAGAUGAUGAGCUGAGAUCAAGGUAGCUUUGGCUUUCACCAUCAGGAUAAACCUGUUCAUAUUUGCAAGUUCCCUGUUGUUAAACUAGGAUCAGCAUGAAUGUGCAAACUGUAUAUGCUGAGAAAUAUCAUUGAUCUUCAUUUUCAGUACGUAGAAACAGUUGUUUAAUGAUGAAAUAAGCAAAAUGGGAGUCAUCUUAAGAUAACCAAA
This is a messenger RNA of Hevea brasiliensis (rubber tree), 2056 nucleotides long. RefSeq names its product squalene epoxidase 3. Gene Ontology annotation, molecular function: flavin adenine dinucleotide binding; squalene monooxygenase activity. Gene Ontology annotation, cellular component: membrane; endoplasmic reticulum. Lineage: Eukaryota; Viridiplantae; Streptophyta; Magnoliopsida; Malpighiales; Euphorbiaceae. Gene Ontology annotation, biological process: sterol biosynthetic process. Bases 16 to 1872 code for a protein of 618 amino acids. The transcript is spliced from 8 exons. The record is from RefSeq and is a predicted model, not a curated record.